GAGGCAUCAGAUGACCAACAGCAGCUCCAUCAGCGAGUUCCUCCUGCUGGCAUUCCCAGACACAAGGGAGCUGCAGCUCCUGCACUUCGCGCUCUUCCUGGGCAUCUACCUGGCUGCCCUCCUGGGCAACGGCCUCAUCCUCACUGCUAUAGCCUGCGACCACCACCUCCACACCCCCAUGUACUUCUUCCUCCUCAACCUCGCCCUCCUCGACCUGGGCUGCAUCUCCACCACUCUCCCCAAAGCCAUGGCCAAUUCCAUUUGGGACACCAGGGCGAUUUUCUAUGCAGGAUGCAUUGCACAGGUCUUUUUCUUCUUCUUUUUCUUUUCAGCAGAGUAUUCUCUUCUUACUCUCAUGUCCUAUGACCGCUACGUUGCCAUCUGCAAGCCCCUGCACUACGGGCGCCUCCUGGGCAGCAGAGCUUGUGCCCAGAUGGCAGCAGCUGCCUGGGGCAGUGGGGUUCUUUAUGCUCUGUUGCACACUGCCAAUACAUUUUCCCUGCCCCUCUGCCAAGGCAAUGCUGUGGACCAGUUCUUCUGUGAAAUCCCCUCCAUCCUCAAGCUCUCCUGCACAGACUCCUACCUCAGGGAAAUUGGGCUUCUCACAUUUAGUGGUUUUCUGUUUUUAGGGUGUUUUGUUUUCAUUCUUUUCUCCUACGUGCAGAUCCUCAGGGCUGUGCUGAGAAUGCCCUCUAAGCAAGGCCGGCACAAAGCCUUUUCCACAUGCCUCCCUCACCUGGCUGUGGUCUCCCUUUUUCUCAGCACAGGCAUGUUUGCCUACCUGAAGCCCCCCUCCAUCUCCUCACCAUCCCUGAACCUGGUGAUGACUGUCCUGUACUCGGUGAUGCCCCCAGCAGUGAACCCCCUCAUCUACAGCAUGAGGAACCAGGAGCUCAUGAAUGCCAUUAGGAAAGUGAUAUCAUGGAGAUAUUUAAGGAUGUGCUGAGGAAACU
Molecule: messenger RNA, 953 nt
Organism: Anas platyrhynchos (mallard)
Lineage: Eukaryota; Metazoa; Chordata; Aves; Anseriformes; Anatidae
Product: olfactory receptor 14C36-like
Biological process (GO): G protein-coupled receptor signaling pathway
Cellular component (GO): membrane
Molecular function (GO): G protein-coupled receptor activity; olfactory receptor activity
Source: RefSeq, a predicted model, not a curated record